AUUUAUUAUGGACACUGGUGUACAUCAUGUGCAGAGGAGAAGGGAAAAAAGCUGAAAAAGUCUCAGAUUUAUGCAAAUCACAAGUGAAUAUCGUCUACGAGGCUGAACAAAAUAAUUUAAACACAACAUUAACCAUAUAAAAACAGCAAAUAAAUCAACAAACAAAUAUAUUUAUUCCACAGUUUACAUCAAAAAUGAGAAGAACUUCUCUGGAGCGUUUGUCACCAGAGGAUAGAGGCAACUACCUGCCUGAAGGGGUAAACAUCUCUUUUCCUGGCCCUCUGAUGAGCAGUAAGACCCAGAAAAAGGACGUGAUGAGUUUUAUCCAGAGAAAAUCCCAGGAGUGCCUACAGCAUGUGGAGGAACCCAACCAAAAGGAAGCUUAUUUCUUCUGGAAGCUUAUGGAGCUGCGUUGCAACCAAAAUGGAAACACACUGCUGGCUGAAGUCGCUGUGCUCCUGUUUAAGAACUACAGACUUCUGAGGAAACGGCUAGGGGUUAACAAUGAAGAUAGCUGGUGUCUUCCGCUGGCAAAACUUUUAUGCUCCGACAACCCAAAAGACCAGAUACUGGAUGAUGUGAUUCAAAUGGGACAAGACCUUGACUCCAAAGGACUGACCCAUGCUGCACAGCUGUGUUACAUGGUUGCAAUGGAGGAGCUGCAGAUUUUAGAGGGAUCCAGCUUCGAGCUCAUCGGCUGUGACAGACAGCCAAUCAGCCAAUCAGCCAUGAGGGAAGCAAUUGAAAAAACUGAGGUAUACGAAUACGUAUGUUGGCUGACCACGGGGUUCGCCCAGCCAAACUUCCAGAGCUUCAAGUCCUAUCACGCCAUCAGGCUAUAUGAGUUUGGCCUUUUCGACCAAGCCUUUGAGUACUGCAAGACCAUCGCUACAGCAAUUGCUUCCUUUCCACAAGAAAUCUCAAAGACCACGAUGAAACUGACCAUUGCAAGACACUACACCAAGGGAAGGGAAAAGAACCAGAGUGGCUGCUAA
This is a messenger RNA of Tachysurus vachellii, 995 nucleotides long. RefSeq names its product protein transport protein Sec16B-like. The record is from RefSeq and is a predicted model, not a curated record. Gene Ontology annotation, biological process: Golgi organization; autophagy; COPII vesicle coat assembly. Bases 195 to 995 code for a protein of 266 amino acids. Lineage: Eukaryota; Metazoa; Chordata; Actinopteri; Siluriformes; Bagridae. The transcript has 8 exons. Gene Ontology annotation, cellular component: ER to Golgi transport vesicle membrane; endoplasmic reticulum exit site.